GUCCGCCACCUCCACUCUCAAUCAACCUCGUCACUCACACCAUGAAGCUUUUCUCCAACAGCUCAUGAACCCGAGCUUGGGCCAGUAGUUGUCUCCCUCGGCCAUCAGGAACAUCUUACGAGACUCCUCCAACAAACCCCCGCACCGGAUGGUCAUUUGGCUUUCGUUGCGGCGAUUUCUCUCCAACGCCAUCAUGUGGGGUGUGAGCCUAUGAGGUGUGUGCAUUCUGCGUGCCAAUGCCAGUACGAAACGUCCCUGGGGCGAUAUAAAGCAGAAGUGCCGAUCCAGACACCGAGCUUUCGCUGUCCCUUUGAGACUCCUCAAUUCAAGGUCCUACGUAUAUCGCCACUUGCGGAUUCGACAUCUUGAGACGACUCACAACUCGUUCUAUCCAAUUACAUACCCCGCGAACCCGGAAUUCGAGAAUUAGAGGAGGCGAUCAACGACUCCAGCAAGUAAACAUGGCGCCCAAGACGUUGAACGACUUGAAACGCAAAGACCUGUUUCAGACAAAAGGGUACAUCAAUGAAAGUUGGGUCGACGCAGCCUCGGGCAAAACAUUCGAUGUUUAUGACCCAGCCACUCUGGACAAAAUCGCGACCCUCCCUGAAAUGGGCGCCGAAGACACCAACAAGGCCAUCGCUGCUGCACACGAAGCCUUCCAGAGUUUCAAAAAGACGAGCGCCCGCCAGCGCGCAAGGUGGUUGCGGAAGUGGAGCGACCUCUGCCUCGAGAAUGUCGACGAUCUCGCCUUGAUUCUGACGCUUGAAAAUGGCAAGACCCUGGUCGAAGCCAAAGGCGAAGUCACUUAUGCGGCUUCUUUCCUCGAAUGGUUCGCUGGCGAAGCUGAAAGGGUGCACGGCGAGGUUGUCCCUCCAGCCAACUUAAACCAGCGUAUCUUGACGUUCAAACAACCCAUCGGGGUCGCGGCGUGUCUCGCUCCUUGGAACUUCCCAAUCGCCAUGAUAACGAGAAAAGUGGGCGCAGCGCUAGCAGCAGGGUGCACCACGGUGUGGAAACCAGCUGGGGAAACUCCGUUGAGUUCUCUCGCACAAGCCGUCCUUGCUCAUGAAGCUGGAUUCCCAAAGGGCUCCAUCAACGUUAUCACCACCCUCAAUCUUGUCAACGAAGUCGGCGAAGCACUGUGUAAGAGCACUUUGGUCCGAAAGUUGAGCUUCACAGGCAGUACUCGUGUGGGCAAACUCCUGGCCAGGCAAUGCAGUGACAGCCUCAAGAAGCUAUCCCUCGAACUGGGUGGGAACAGCCCGUUUAUCGUGUUUGACGAUGCCAAACUCGACACCGCGAUCGAGGCGUGCAUAUUGGCCAAAUUCCGAAACUCUGGCCAGACCUGUGUGACUGCCAACCGGAUCUUCGUACAGAAGGGCAUCUAUGACAAGUUCGCCGAAGCUCUGACGGUCAAGAUCAAAUCGCUCAAAGUCGGCCCAGGAACCGAGGAAGGAGUCUUCGUGGGCCCACUGACGCACGAGCGAGCCGUCGAAAAGGCCAUGAACCACAUUAAUGAUGCUAAGAAACACGGCGGCCAGGUCAUCCUUGGUGGAGAGCCGUUGAAGGACUUUAAAGGCUACUUCCUCCAGCCCACGAUUAUCAAAGGGAUGAAUCGGGAGAUGAUCACCACACGGGAAGAGACCUUUGCUCCCGUUGUCGGUCUCUACGAAUUCGACACCGAGGAAGAGGUCAUCAAAAUGGCAAAUGACUGUAACGUCGGUCUGGGAUCCUUCAUCGUCACGGAAAACAUCCCACGAGCGUUCCGGGUCACCGAGGCACUAGAAGUCGGCAUGGUCGGCGUCAACCUGGGGCUGCUCAGCGCUUGCGAGAGCCCCUUCGGCGGCGUGAAGGAAAGUGGGUAUGGUCGAGAAGGCGGCCGACAGGGCAUCGAGGAAUAUCUGAGCGUCAAGUCGAUGUUGAUCAACGUCGCCAAUUGAGCAUUGGGGGACAUUUUAG
Messenger RNA from Cladophialophora immunda, 1962 nucleotides. RefSeq lists its product as uncharacterized. Bases 462 to 1943 code for a protein of 493 amino acids. The transcript is spliced from 2 exons. NCBI's taxonomy places the organism in Eukaryota, Fungi, Ascomycota, Eurotiomycetes, Chaetothyriales, Herpotrichiellaceae. Gene Ontology annotation, molecular function: succinate-semialdehyde dehydrogenase (NAD+) activity. The record is from RefSeq and is a predicted model, not a curated record.